This is a messenger RNA of Vicia villosa (hairy vetch), 3285 nucleotides long. Its product is annotated as receptor-like protein EIX1. Bases 1 to 3285 code for a protein of 1094 amino acids. Lineage: Eukaryota; Viridiplantae; Streptophyta; Magnoliopsida; Fabales; Fabaceae. Gene Ontology annotation, molecular function: protein binding. The transcript is spliced from 3 exons. The record is from RefSeq and is a predicted model, not a curated record.
AUGUUGAGGUUUUAUCACUUGGCCAAAGCAAAAAUGAAAAUGAUGAACACUAGUAUUGCAUGUAUUCUCAAGUUAGUUGGAGCAAUCUUUGUUGCGUUGCAAAUGGCGGACCUUCUUUUCUCCAACUAUUGGGGUGUUGUAGCUGCAAAACAUGUUGGCUGCAUGAAGAAUGAGAGACAUGCUCUCCUUCAGUUGAAGGCCAGCCCUGUGUUGGAUGACACUUCCAGUUCCAGCUUGUUGACUACAUGGGAUAGUAAGAGUGAUGGUUGCUGUGCAUGGGAAGGGAUCGGUUGUAACAAUCAAACUGCCCACGUUGAAUUGCUUGAUCUAAGUCGUCUUCAGAUUGGUCGUUUUCCAGGCGAGAUCAACUCAUCUUUGAUUGAGUUGAGACAUUUAAAAUAUUUCAACAUUAGUGGGAAUCAAUUUUCAAACAGCAUUUUUUCGGAAUUGUGUGGUUCUCUUAUCAAUUUGAGAUUCCUUGACCUUAGUGCUUCAUUUCAUGGGGGAAUAAUUCAAAAUGAUCUCGCUCAUCUUUCACACUUGCAAUAUCUUGAUCUUUCAGAUAAUAACCUCGAGGGUACAAUUCCUCAUCAACUUGGAAGCCUUUCAAAUUUACAAGAGCUUUAUCUUGGGUACAAUGACGGACUCAAAUUUGAUGACAUGAAUAAUCCUGUUGGAGGUCAAUGGCUUUCUAAUCUCACUCUUUUAACCCAUCUUGACUUGAGUAGAACCCGCAGUCUCAAUUAUUCUUAUCACUGGCUGCAAGUUAUUUCUAAGCUUUCUAAAAUACAAGAACUGAGGCUAUCUUCUUGUGGCCUUUCAGAUCUUUACCUUCGCUCUAUGUCCGGUUCACUAUUGAAUUUUUCUACUACACUUGCAAUCCUUGAUCUUUCAUACAAUGUCUUCUCAUCAUCUAAAAUAUUUGAAUAUGUGUUUAAUGCCACAUCUAGCUUAAUUGAGCUUGAUCUUAGCUAUAACAAAUUCAAAGGCGCCAUUGUAUAUGAUUUUGGUAACAUCAAAAGCCCUCUAGAACAUCUUGACUUGUCCGGAAAUGAACUAAAAGGUGGAGUUCUAGAAUCUAUUAGACAUAUAUGUACGUUACAAUCGUUGAAUCUUGAUAAUAACUAUUUGAAUGAUGACAUUUCAACUAUUCUACACAAAUUGUCUGGUUGUGCGAGAUACUCACUGCAACAUUUGGGUUUAAGUUUAGGCCAAAUUAGUGGAACAUUGUCCGAUCUUUCAAUAUUCCCAUCUUUAAUAACAAUCAACCUUUCAAAUAAUAUGUUAAUAGGGAAGAUGCCAUAUGGAAUUCCAAAAUCAUUGGAGUCUUUGAUAUUUCAGUCAAACUCUUUAGAAGGUGGAAUUCCAAAAUCAUUUGGUAACCUAUGUUCAUUAAGAACGCUAGAUUUGUCGAGAAACAAGCUGAGUGAAGAUCUUUCAAUGAUACUUCAUAAUUUAUCUUUUGGGUGUGCCAAAGACUCACUGCAAGAAUUAAACUUGGCAAGGAACCAAAUUAUAGGGGCGAUACCAGAUAUGUCGAUGUUCUCAUCUUUAAGAACUCUGCACUUGGAUUCUAAUAACUUGGAAGGUGUGAUAACCGACUCUCAUUUCGGAAACAUGUCCAUGUUAAAGGAAUUAUACUUGAAUGACAACUCACUGUCUCUUAAAUUCCAUGAAAAUAUGGUGCCAGCUUUUCAAUUGACUACCGUAGUUUUAAGGUCAUGUAAUUUAGGGCCGAGUUUUCCAAAAUGGUUGCAGGGUCAAAAAUAUCUUCAAAAAUUGGACAUUUCUAAUGCUGGAAUCUCGGUUGUAGUUCCAGCGUGGUUCUGGACUCAAAUAAAACAUUUAAGCUUGAUGAAUAUUUCAUACAAUAAUCUCAUGGGCACAAUUCCGAAUUUGCCAAUUAGAUUUUCUGAAGAUUGUCAAGUAAUUCUGGAAUCUAAUCAAUUUGAAGGUUCAAUCCCAAUAUUCUUUCGCAGUGCAUCAUUGCUCCGGUUGUCAAAAAAUAAAUUUUCAGCAACUCCCUUGUUCUUAUGUGCUAACACUACAUCGGAUAAAUUGCAGAUAUUAGACCUAUCAAAGAAUCAAUUAUCAGGGCAACUUCCUGAUUGCUGGAGUCAUUUUAAAUCAUUGGUAUUUCUAGAUUUGAGGGACAAUACUCUCUCAGGGAAAGUUCCAUCCUCAUUGGGUUCAUUAGUUGAACUUAAUGUAUUAAUAUUGCGAAACAACAGCUUCACUGGGAAGUUGCCUUUCUCCUUGAAAAGUUGCACAGGACUAAUCAUGCUAGAUGUUGGAAGUAAUAAAUUCUCAGGACGAAUACCGUGUUGGUUUGGACAAGAGUUGCAAAUGUUAAGCUUACGAAGGAACCAAUUCUAUGGAAGUCUUCCACGGUGUCUUUGUUACUUAACAAAAAUUCAGCUGUUGGAUCUUUCGGAAAACAAUCUAUCAGGACGAGUUUUCAAAUGCUUGAAGAAUUUUACUGCAAUGUCUCGAAAUUUUUCCUCAGCUACAGUUCCAACAUUACUUUUCGUUCACUUUACUAUAAAUGGACUUAUAGAUGGCACUGGAACAUAUGAUUUGAUUCCUCUGUUGAUGUGGAAAGGGGAAGAACGGUCGUUCAAGAAUAAUAAGCUCAUUUUAAGAAGCAUUGAUCUUUCAAGCAAUCAAUUGAUAGGAGACAUUCCAGAAGAAAUAGGAAACUUGAAAGAUUUGGUGUCAUUGAAUUUAUCUAGCAACAAUUUGACAGGAGAAAUUACUUCGAAGAUUGGAAAGUUAACAUCACUUGAAUUUCUUGACUUGUCAAGAAACAAUUUCUAUGGUUUAAUUCCUUCUUCUCUAACUCAAAUUGAUCGUCUGACCAUGCUGGAUCUGUUGGAUAACAACUUGUCCGGAAGAAUUCCAAUCAGCACGCAAUUGCAGAGUUUCGAUGCAUCAAGUUAUGAGGGAAAUGUUGAUCUUUGUGGGAAGCCACUUGAUAAAAAAUGUCCCGGGGAUAAAGAAAUUGCGCCUCAGAAACCUGAAAUAUAUGAAGAAAGUGAACCAGAAGAUAAAAAACGAAUUUAUUUGAGUGUGGGAUUGGGAUUUAUCACAGGAUUUUGGGGACUUUGGGGAUCAUUGUUUCUCAUCAGGAUUUGGAGACAUAAAUAUGUGUUGUUCUUGAACAACAUAGUUGACACAAUGUAUGUGUUUAUGGUGCUGAAUGGAAUUAAAUUCAAAGGUGGCUUAAUUGGGUUGCUAUCAUUGUUGGAACACUUAUUCAAGGAGUUUCAACCUCACACCUUUUGA